GCCCUGCCCAGCCCAGCCCUGCCCGGCACGGCUCGGUACGGUACGGUACACCUCGGCACGGCUCAGCUCGGCACGGCUCGACCCAGCUAUGCCCCGGUUCACAAUAGCGGAGACCAAGUGGUGCGGGGAGCAGUUCGUGCAGUUCCUGCUGGACACGGGCCGGGAGCAGGAGAAGCGGCGGGACACGCUGCGGAGCAUCUACAACCUGGAGUUCCGAGGCAGGACUGAAAUCAAAAUGCCCAACUUCUCCUGCAUCUUGUAUGCUCUGAAGGUGACCCACCGGGUGCAGGUGUAUGGGGAGUUGGUGCUCUUCAAGAAGGACAAGAAGCGUGUGGUGGUGGCAGACCAGUACUGGAGACCCAGAACCAAUGCAGAGGCAUUGGCACCAGCGUCGGCAUCAGCGUCGGCACCGGCAUCGGCAUUGGCACCAGCAUCAGGGCAGCAGACCAGCUCUGUUCCGCAAAUGCCCCAAACCCACGCCAAGAAGUGGGCUGAGUCCAUCCGUGGGAAGCACGGAGUCGAGAUCGUCUCGGACUAUGACCAGGGCAACGGGCACAUCCGCUUCCCCGUGGUGCCUGGCGAGCCCCAGGCAAUCACCAUCCUGGUGCAGAACUGUGGGACAGAGACUGUGACACUGCAGCGGUGCCAACCAUGCCAGCCAGCACGGGAGCUCUCCUUCACUGAUGAGAAGGGAGUGAUGUGGGGACAGUCAGUGCUGCUGCACCCAGGCAGCAGGUACCCUGUUAAGGUGCGAUGCCAGGCCACCUGCAAUGGGUACUUCCAUGCCAUGUUGAUCUUCGAGUUCACCAAGGAGCCCCACCAGCCCUUCAGUAUCCAUCGCUACGUCGCGGCUGUCGCUGAGGGCGAACUGGCCAGGGACCUGGGGCCCUCAGAGCCUUUCCAGCCUUACCAGGCUGGCCUCCGCCGCCCUGUCACUGUCAUCACCGAGGAUGGCAUCCCCCCCAGCAGCUCCCAGCAAAACGAACUGGAGAAGGAAAUCCCUCUGGGCACCUACCAGUACCCAAAGAGCUACAAGGACACGAUCAUGCUCGGAUCCAAUGCCAGUGCCAACACCGGCUGGGCUGCCAUGCAGUUGCUGCUGGAGGCUCCCCUGAAUGCCAAGAACUACAAGGAGAAGUUCCAGCUGCUGCUGCACCUGGAGGAGAUCCAGAUGGAGGUGAACAUCCGCUGCUACGACAUGAAGGACGUGACCAUGGAUCAGGACAGGGGGCUGCUGGUCCUCAAAGUGCCCGGCGUGGCUGAGAACCGCCCGUCCGUGCUGAAAGGAGACCACCUCUUUGCCCACCUGAGCAGCGAGCGGGACCACUCCCCCCUUGUCCAGUACAAGGGCUACGUGCAUGGCGUGGAGCUGGAGAGCGUCAGGCUCGGCUUCUCCACCAAGCUGAUGAAGAAGUUCGUGAACAACCUGAAGUUCGAUGUGACCUUCACCUUCAGCCGGCUGCCGCUGCAGGUCCAGCACCGGGCUGUGGACAUGGCCAUGCGGCACGGCUUGGCCAGCAUCCUCUUCCCCUCUGCCUCCUGCCACCAGCCCCUCCUCACAGGCACCUUCCAGCCCCAGUGGUUCGACCGCAAGCUGCAGUCCAACGAGGAGCAGUGCAGAGCUGUGACACACAUCGUGAUGGGGACGUCCAGGCCAGCCCCAUACCUGAUCUUUGGCCCCCCGGGCACUGGCAAGACAGUCACAAUAGUGGAGGCCAUCAAGCAGGUGUGGAAAUGCCUCAAGGACUCCCGGAUCUUGGCCUGUGCCCCUUCCAACAGCGCUGCAGACCUGCUGUGCCAGCGCCUCAUCAAGGACUUUGCUCCCCGGCACAUCUACAGGCUGAUGGCCAGCUCCAGGAACUUCCAGGAGGUGCCUGCUGAUAUCAGACCCUGCUGCAACUGGGACAACCGGCUGAGCUGCUACGUGUACCCCAGCAAGAAGAACCUGGGCUGCUACCGGAUCAUUGUCACCACACUGGUGACAGCAGGAAGGCUGGUGUCAGCCAACUUCCCCCCAGGGUUUUUCUCCCAUGUCUUCAUCGAUGAGUGUGGCCAGGCAGUGGAGCCGGAGAGUGUGAUCGCCAUCGCGGGGCUCCUGACUGCCAUGGAUCAGAAGACCAACCCCAACGGGGGGCAGCUGGUGUUGGCAGGAGACCCGAAGCAGCUGGGUCCUGUCCUGACAUCACCGCUGGCUAUCGAGCACGGCUUGGGCACCUCGCUGCUGGAGAGGCUGAUGCUGCACAACCCCCUCUACAAGAAGUCAAGUGGAGGAUAUGACCCUCAGUUUGUCACCAAACUGCUCUGGAAUUACAGGUCCCACGAGGCCAUCCUCAGGAUCCCCAAUGAGCUCUUCUACGACAGUGAGCUGAAAGCCUGCGAGCGCAGCGAGCUCGACGUCCGCAACACCUACUGUGCCUGGGAAGAGCUCCCCAAAAAAGGGUUCCCCAUCAUAUUCCACGGGGUUUGUGGAGAAGACCGGAGGGAGGCCAAGAGUCCCUCGUUCUUCAACACGGCUGAGAUCGAGGUCCUGGUUGGCUACCUCAGGAAGCUGCUGCAGAGUGGGGGCAAGAGGGGCAUCCCCAGCAUCUCACCCAAGGAGAUUGGCAUCAUCUCCCCCUACAGAAAGCAGGUGGAGAAGAUCCGGAGAGCCAUCACCUCCCUGGACCCUGUCCUGCGGGCACUGCCAGACAUCAACCUGCUGAAGGUGGGCUCCGUGGAGCAGUUCCAGGGCCAGGAGCGACGUGUCAUCCUCAUCUCCACGGUGCGCAGCUGCAACCAGUACCUCAUGUUUGAUGAGACCUUCAAGUUGGGCUUCCUCAAGAACCCCAAGAGGCUCAACGUGGCCAUCACCAGGGCCAAAGCUCUUCUGAUCGUGGUGGGCAACCCAGCUGUGCUCAGCAAGGACCAGCACUGGCAGAGGUUCCUCAGGUACUGCAGGGAGCAGGGGGGGUACACUGGCUACCCCUACGAGGAUGAGAGCCCAGCUGAGGAUGGCCUCUCCGCUGACCUCCAGGGACUACAUCUUGGCCAUUAGCAGCCAGGAAACCCUCCCUGAGACAGGAGAAGCCCUGCAGAGCUUCAGCACCCCUCAGCAUGCAGCAGUCUCCUGCUCUCCUCCCACCUUGCUCCUGAGGUGCUUGGUGUUGCCAUGCAUGCCUGCAGAGAUGGGCAAGGGGGUCCUGACAGCCAUCACUGGCAUGGGCAUGGGCAGGUUGCUGCUCCCCUUGCAGAGUGGGACCAUACCAGUGCUGAACUGGGACCACUCUGCUUUUUAAGCAGUUUUUUAUACUGUUGUGGAAAGUCCUUUCCCUGUGCCUGCUCCAUUCUGUCCACGAACAGCCCAAACCAGAGCCUGGCCUCUGAAGAGCAUCACACAGUGCCCAGGGGAGCCUGGUGCUGUCGUGGUGGGUGCAGGCAGCAGGCAAGUACAUGUCUGGGCACAGAGUGGCUGGUGUUCCCUGCCAGGGAGCAGCCUGGCCCUAGAGCUGGCAUGGCCACCCAGGCACACCUCACUUUGUACCCUUGAAAUAAAUGUUUAGAGAAAAUAA
Messenger RNA from Pogoniulus pusillus (Red-fronted tinkerbird), 3548 nucleotides. It is a transcript of the gene MOV10, whose product is annotated as Mov10 RNA helicase. Gene Ontology annotation, cellular component: P granule; cytosol. The coding region runs from base 89 to 3034 and encodes 981 amino acids. The record is from RefSeq and is a predicted model, not a curated record. Gene Ontology annotation, molecular function: 5'-3' RNA helicase activity; RNA binding. Gene Ontology annotation, biological process: regulatory ncRNA-mediated post-transcriptional gene silencing. Lineage: Eukaryota; Metazoa; Chordata; Aves; Piciformes; Lybiidae. The transcript has 22 exons.